UUCCCGGCGCAACGAGCUUUCCGCAGGUCAUACUCACCGCCGCUUCUUUUAACGUAUCUCUGUUUCAAGCCAUUGGCAAGGUUGUCUCGACCGAGGCGAGGGCAAUGUACAACGUUGGAUUAGCUGGUUUAACUUACUGGUCACCGAAUGUCAACAUAUUCCGAGAUCCGAGAUGGGGAAGAGGACAAGAAACUCCUGGAGAAGAUCCAUUGCUUUCUAGCAAGUAUGCUUCAGGAUACGUUAAGGGUCUCCAAGAAACUGACUGUGGAGAUGCUAACCGCCUCAAAGUUGCUGCAUGCUGCAAACACUACACAGCUUACGACGUUGAUAAUUGGAAAGGCGUAGAACGUUACAAUUUCAACGCCGUGGUGAAUCAACAAGACAUGGACGAUACAUAUCAACCACCGUUCAAGAGUUGUGUGGUUGAUGGGAAUGUGGCUAGUGUUAUGUGUUCUUAUAAUCAAGUUAACGGUAAACCAACAUGCGCUGAUCCGGAUCUACUUGCUGGUGUUAUCCGCGGCGAGUGGAAGUUAUACGGGUACAUUGUUUCAGAUUGUGAUUCAGUAGAUGUGUUGUAUAAGAACCAACACUAUACCAAAACUCCAGAGGAAGCUGCAGCUAUAUCUAUCAAUGCAGGUUUGGACUUGAACUGUGGUUCGUUCUUGGGUCAACACACAGAAGCUGCUGUUAAAGCCGGUUUGGUAAGCGAGGCAGCUAUCAACAAAGCUAUUUCAAACAACUUUUUGACCCUUAUGCGGUUAGGAUUCUUCGACGGAGAUCCAAAGAAACAAAUCUACGGCGGGCUAGGUCCUAAAGACGUUUGCACGCCGGCGAACCAAGAGCUAGCCGCAGAAGCAGCGAGACAAGGCAUUGUCCUGCUGAAAAACACCGGAUGCUUACCUCUCUCUCAUACAACGAUCAAAUCACUAGCCGUGAUUGGACCGAACGCUAAUGUCACCAAAACAAUGAUCGGAAACUACGAAGGCACGCCGUGCAAGUACACAACGCCGCUUCAAGGAUUGGCCGGGACCGUGCCAACAACGUAUCUACAAGGAUGUUCCAAUGUGGCUUGCGCGGUGGCGGAUGUAGAAGGCGCCACGAAGCUAGCCGCAGAUGCGGAUGUGACGAUGUUAGUGAUGGGUGCGGAUCAGUCUAUAGAGGCAGAGAGCCGUGAUAGAGUUGAUUUGAACCUUCCUGGACAACAACAAGAGCUGGUGACACAAGUGGCUAAAGCUGCUAAAGGACCUGUCUUGCUUGUGAUCAUGUCUGGUGGAGGCUUUGAUAUUACUUUCGCUAAGAAUGAUCCGAAAAUCGCCGGAAUCUUGUUUGGUUACCCCGGAGAAGCUGGUGGUAUAGCCAUCGCUGACAUCAUCUUUGGCCGUUAUAAUCCAAGUGGAAGGUUACCAAUGACGUGGUAUCCACAAUCCUACGUGGAGAAAGUUCCGAUGACGAAUAUGAACAUGAGACCCGAUACAUCAAACGGGUAUCCGGGUCGGACUUACCGGUUCUACACCGGAGAAACAGUUUACUCCUUCGGAGAUGGACUCAGCUACACCAAGUUCAGCCACAGCUUAGUCAAAGCUCCACGUGUCGUCUCUCUCCGUCUUGAAGAGAAUCACGUUUGCCGAUCAUCGGAGUGUCAAUCUUUGGAUGCGGUUGGACCACACUGCGAGAACACUGUCUCCGGUUUCGAGGUUCAGGUUAAGGUAAGGAACGGUGGGGAGAGAGAAGGGGUUCACACGGUGUUUUUGUUCACGACGCCGCCGGAGGUUCAUGGAGCGCCGAGGAAGCAUCUUUUGGGGUUUGAGAAAAUUCGUUUGGGGAAGAUGGAAGAAGCGGUGGUUAAGUUUAAGGUUGAUGUCUGUAAAGAUCUAAGCGUUGUUGAUGAGAUCGGUAAGAGGAAGAUUGGUUUGGGUCAGCAUCGUCUUCACGUUGGUGACUUGAAACAUUCUUUGAGUAUUAGAAUCUGA
Brassica napus (rape) is the source of this 1970-nucleotide messenger RNA. Its product is annotated as beta-D-xylosidase 4. Gene Ontology annotation, cellular component: plant-type cell wall. Gene Ontology annotation, molecular function: alpha-L-arabinofuranosidase activity; xylan 1,4-beta-xylosidase activity. The record is from RefSeq and is a predicted model, not a curated record. Lineage: Eukaryota; Viridiplantae; Streptophyta; Magnoliopsida; Brassicales; Brassicaceae. Gene Ontology annotation, biological process: xylan catabolic process; arabinan catabolic process.